AUGGAAUUGACUGUCAAUGAAACAAGCGAACAAACCCCCAAAACAGUUAUUGAUGCCAUCACUGCUGCGAGAUUAUCAUGUCUACCAACCAACCGCCUGACUGUGUUGACUGCCUCCCUCGUCCAAACAUUCAAGACAGAAUUAAAGUAUAAUCUCAUCUGGUCAAAUGGUUUGUAUCUUCAAGAGGUCCCCAAGCGCCUGGGUUACAACGAUGCACUAGAUACUUCUGUGUCUGCACUUACGGCGGCUCAUUUGGAUAUUGUUUUGGGAAGGAAAACUUCCGUAAAAGCACUCACUGAAUACAGUCGUGCACUGCGAACCCUCAAAAAUGUACUAAAUGAUCCCGUCAAGGCCUGCGCGUCCGAGACUCUUUGCGCCGUCAUGUUACUGUUGCUUUGCCAGUCCUUUAUCGGCGUGAGGGGUGCGGCUUACAUGGGUCAUGUUGAAGGUGCAGCUCAGAUACUGAGAGCUCGCCGAUAUUACAACCCUGCCGAUGACUUUGAGGCCAAAUUACUGCUUUCACUACGUGGGCCAGUGUUAUUUAUGGGAGUCUUGAGUGACAAAAUUCAAUUCAGCCGCCGAGAAUGGGACACAAUUGUCGUUAAUGACCUUGACGGAUCCACUCCAGAGGGUAAGAUGAUGUGUUGUCUCGCUCAGCUUCCAGUCAUUCGUGAACGAAAAAAGAAGAUGCUCAAUGGUGGAAAUAAUGAUCCAGACUUGCUUGAAGAAACGAGGACUAAUUACCAAAACAUGAUGGAUGUACUGGAAGAGUUUCACAGUCGAAAAGUGGAAAUGCAAAAGACGAUUGCAGCGGGGACUGUGUCAACACCUUAUGGUCGAAUAAUGGAUGCCCACUAUCAACGCAGUUAUGCUCUUGGAUUAUCCGUCAGUCUGGUAAUAAAUUUUGUGGCCUACGCAAUUGAACCCGACAAUAGCGAUCUUCCUCUACAAGCAGAACACUUUGUCAAAGAGAUAUUAAGUCUUUGCGAAGGAGCAGAGAAGUUCAGGCCUUUAGGAGCGAGCUAUAUGCUCUUGUGUCUUAUGCUUGCUUGGGCGGGAACAGAAGAUCAUCCCAACAAACACUCGAUUGAGAUGGAACUCGAAAAGUAUCUUCAGGAUUUUCCAAUGGGAUCAUUAGCAGAAUUGCUACCGAAAAUGAAGCUCUAUGCGGGAUAUUUACGCCUAUUAUCAACUCUCAGCCCUGAUUGCUACUAA
Messenger RNA from Glarea lozoyensis ATCC 20868, 1215 nucleotides. RefSeq lists its product as uncharacterized. The coding region runs from base 1 to 1215 and encodes 404 amino acids. Lineage: Eukaryota; Fungi; Ascomycota; Leotiomycetes; Helotiales; Helotiaceae. The record is from RefSeq and is a predicted model, not a curated record. The transcript is spliced from 3 exons.